This is a messenger RNA of Amoebophrya sp. A120, 242 nucleotides long. Lineage: Eukaryota; Dinophyceae; Syndiniales; Amoebophryaceae. The record is from the annotation of a GenBank genome assembly.
UUAUAUUUCUACGUGCACUUGUUGUUGUUGUUUAUCACGACGUAUUUCUCCUCCGAUAUCUUUACCCAGAAGAGUGCAAGCCGAAUUUCUGUUUGCGUCACCUGCUGUUGAAUUUCUGCACAAAAAAUUUUUUUAAGAACCAAAAAACUUGUAGCUUUUUGCUCAAUCCUCUCAAGCUAUGAAUUCAGCAAUGAGUUGAUCAUGUCUCUUGAUGUUAGUACCAGAAACUUUUUGAAAGGGUG